Molecule: messenger RNA, 6799 nt
Organism: Bicyclus anynana (squinting bush brown)
Lineage: Eukaryota; Metazoa; Arthropoda; Insecta; Lepidoptera; Nymphalidae
Gene: Rgl
Product: ral guanine nucleotide dissociation stimulator
Exons: 7
Coding region: 741-2897 (718 amino acids)
Biological process (GO): positive regulation of GTPase activity; Ras protein signal transduction
Cellular component (GO): plasma membrane
Molecular function (GO): guanyl-nucleotide exchange factor activity
Source: RefSeq, a predicted model, not a curated record
UGGAUAGUAAUCGUAGAAACAACUACCGGAUAACUUCAACAAGUGUGCCGUGCGACUCCGAUUUCACUCGCGUCACGCACGUUCGCUUGCUCUUCCAUGGUUCUUGCGAUCGUUUGGUCCAAUAUUAAAUACUACCAGUAGAUGUCCUACUAAUACAUGCCUUUUGGUCCAAUUCGUAUAACAUAUUACCACUAUUCAUAACAAACUAAACUGCCCGGGUUUCGGAACAACAAAAAACAGUUUCCUAACUUAAUACCUCCAUGGUCCUAACUUAAAUCGUGUCGAUUUCAGCAAUAUUGACCCAUCAUUUAAAUCGUGGUUAUAAUUGUGCUUACUAAUCAUUUAAGCCAAAAAAUUGUAGUAUAUUGGUGAUAUUUCAUGUGUUAAUUACAAUGUUCCAAGUACGACCAAAACAUAAGAAGCCAAUUCGGUUUUAUUAAUUUUAUAACAAUCCUAAAUAAAUCUUCCCCAAGAUACACUUGUGAUAACUUGAGUAAAAUCCGUUUGAGUCAGUGAUUUUGAAACGGGAUAGGACCAAACCGUAAGAAGCUGAUGAACCAUGGUAAAUCUCCACUGGUAUAAAAUCCGUUGGGAUCAGUGAUUUGGAGACUGGAGACAGACUUUACACUAGAGUGAUGGUUAAGUGUUCUAUCGGCUAGUGGGUGAUAGUGAAAGUGCGCAGUUGCCGCGAUCAGCUGUUCCGUACGCUUUGAGGUCUCGCGCCGCCGACGACAUGGGCCAUGUGGAGAAUAUGCGGCGUCAGUAAGGUUGAGCCAGCGCUGUUCUGUAGGGGCAUUGAUGAUGACUUUCAGCCGACAUGGCGGCUGUGGGGCGAGGAGCGCGUGGACGGCGCCGUCUACACGGUCUACCUCAAGAAGGUGCGCUACCACCGCCCCACGCAGCGCGCAAACAGCGAGUCAGACGAUGAGAUCUCGCACCUGGAGUGGGAGACGGUGCGCGUUCGCUUCGUGAAGGCCGGCACCGUCGAGCGGCUCGUGGAGGCCCUGGCCACCGACGACGGCGAGCUCGAGUCCACUUAUGUCAACGUCUUCCUCGCUACGUACCGUUCGUUUGCCGAGUGUAUUCGAGUGCUGGAGCUGUUACUGCGCCGGUACGAGGCGCUGGCGGCGGAGGACGUGCUGCCCGCGGCCCUCGACACGUCGCAGCAACACAGAAAGACUCUGGUGGCGUGCCUGCACGUGUGGCUGGACACGUACCCGGAGGACUUCCGCCAGCCCCCGCACCACCCCGCACUGCAGCAACUCCUCGCCUUCACGCAGCGCCAUCUGCCCGGCUCGGAGCUGCACUCGAAGGUGUUGCAGAAGUUAGCGAUAUUCAGUGCUGAACGAAAUGGCUGCGCUGGCGGUGGCGGCGGCGGCGGCGGCGGCGGCGGGGUGUGCCUGGCGCCCGGCAUGCGCGUGCCGGCGCACCACACCAGCGCCUACCGCCUGCCUCACGUGCCGCACAGGCACUUCGCCGAGCAGCUCACGCGCAUGGACAUGGAGCUGUUCAAGCGGCUCGUGCCCCACCAGUGCCUCGGCGCCAUCUGGUCGCGCCGGGACAAGGACCGCUCCCACGACGCCGCCACCGUGCUGGCCACCGUCAACCAGUUCAACGCGGUCUCCUUCCGAGUCAUCUCCACCGUCCUCGUCGAGCCCAACCUGAGGCCCGUCGACCGAUCCGAUAUACUCGCGGCGUGGCUCGACAUCGCCCGCGAAUUGAGGGUUCUCAAAAACUUUUCAUCUUUGAAGGCCAUAAUUUCCGGAUUACAAAGUAAUCCCGUGUAUAGGUUAAGGAAAACUUGGGCAUUGCUGUCCAAGGAGAAAUCAGAAUUGUUCGAGGAACUCGCCAGAAUAUUCAGCGAGGAUAACAAUCGGUGGGCGCAGCGGGAGCUGUUGAUGAGGGAGGGCACUGCCAAAUUUGCCGACACGGUCGGUGAAAACGAUCGACAAUUGCAGAAGCUGCUUCACGAACGCGGCUCCCCGGGCGUCAGCCACGGUACCAUUCCGUAUCUAGGAACAUUUUUAACAGAUCUCACGAUGAUCGACACAGCCAUUCCCGACACAGUUGCCGACGGACUGAUAAACUUCGACAAGAGAAGAAAAGAGUUCGAAGUGCUAGCUCAAAUUAAGUUACUACAAGGUGCUGCAAACGCAUACCACUUGCCUACCGACCCCAUGUUCGACAGAUGGUUCGACUCAGUCAUAGUUCUCGACGACAGGGAGGCGUAUCAGCUGUCCUGUCAGAUCGAACCACCGACCAAUCCACCGAAAGAGCGACGCGCUAAGAAGAUAAACGAGAACAACAACCAUUGUCAUAGAAAAAAUGACUCCAUCGCGAGUACUAGUUCUAGUAAUAGCUCCCAAUUUUACUGUGAGACGGACGGUGCUGUCGCUUGGAAGAGAGAUAGCUUAGAGCGGCGAACGUCUCCUACUAGAUUAUCACACGGUUCCUCUUCAUCAUCGUUGCCAUCUUUAGAUAUAUCGGUUUCAAGCGCGAACAGCGGCCAGAAACAGGCGAACGGCAAAGUAGUGGCUAAUAGUCCUGCCCAUGCGAACACUCGGACUGGCCCAGACUUCUACAUAAUCAGAGUGACGUACGAGUCGGACUGCGUGGAGACGGAGGGCGUGGUGCUGUACAAGUCCAUCAUGUUGAGCAACAACGAGCGCACGCCGCAGGUGGUGCGCAACGCCAUGCUCAAACUGAAUCUCGACGGUGAUCCUGACGCAUACACUUUGGCUCAAGUGUUACCUGAUAAAGAAAUGGUGUUGCCAGCAAACGCGAAUGUGUACUACGCAGUGAACACGGCGUACAACUUAAACUUCAUACUAAGACCGAGAAAAAACCAGAAAGACGAACCUAUUGUGAACGGAAAAGCCAGAAACAAAAGGACUUGAUUAUACCUCAACAUACAAAAAUUGUUUUGCUGUUCGUUUCAUGUGUAAAUAACACCAUAUCUGUGUAAAAGGAUAUUUUCAUGACAACAUCAAAAACAAAGGACAUUUUAAUUACAUACUUGUGUAAAAUUAUUCAUUACUUCCAUAAAAUAAUUAAUAAUCUAAUCAUACAAAUCAUAGUUGAAACGCUUGUGAAUAUUGUCGGAGUAUACUUCCGCUAGCCCGCAUUGUAGCAGUAUGGUGGUCUAAGUUUCAUAUCACUCCUCUAUUCUUAAGGGAUAUGAAACUAGGCCUGACCUUGGCCUUUAAAAUAGGCCGAUGAUUUUGAAUGAGACAAGCUCAUGGCUAAAGGUCCCGUAUGGGUUUGAAACUUGUCAGGCAUACUCUUACGAUAAUCACGUGAGUUUUAACAGUGUUUUAUAUUUAUUACAUUAAUAAAGAUAUUAUAUGUAUAGUAUUUUAUCUUGUGCCUAUCAUUAACACUAUUGAAAAUGGUUGAAUGUUGUACUUAGCAUUGCAUGUAUGUAUUUUUUCUGUAUUAUUAUUAAGUUAUUUCGAAGUUUUUUCUUUAUUUUAUUUUGUAAAUGAAAUUCUCUAUAAUAAUAUAGGUAUUUAUAAUAUUAUUAGUUGGUAUAACCUAUAAUAAUAUAGGUUAUACCAACCUUUUUUUAUAUUUAAAUUUUUGAAACAUAACGUUAUUUUUCAAGAUGAGAUGAGAAGAUUAUAGAGAAUUUCAUUAACUUGGAUAAUGUAGGUUUGCCCACUCACAUGUCAGUCACAGUCAGCACAACUAAAAGCAUGUAAAAAUUUGGGCAAAUAUUUAAAAAAUAAUAAAAGAAACAUAGCAAUUGCUCACCCAAGCUCUCUGAGAAGAUCUCUCAUUCUUUUGGACGAAAAAAUGUAUAUGUUUGUUGCAAUCGGUCGAAUUUGGUCAACGACACAUGAGUAAUCGUACUUUGCGUACUUCGUGCGUAUACCUAGUCUUUUUCAUUUCGGAGGUCAGAGUGACUGAAAGUAGAGACAAGAGUCGCUUAGGAAAUAAAAAAAAUCUACUAAAGUUUGUUAAAAUACGCAUUGAUUACGUGAAAACAUUAUUAAUAUUACUUAUAUAAAACUAGCUGACGCCGCGCGGUGAUAAUAUAUAGCCUUCCUCGAUAAAUGGGACUAUCUCUAACACUGAAAAAUUUUUUAAUCAGACCUAAGAGUAGUUCCUGAGAUUAACGCGUUCAAUCAAUCAAACAAACAAACAAACAAACUCUUUGGCUUUAUAAUAUAUAGAUGUAAUAUAUGUAUCAAACUGAGUUAUUACAAUACUUUUACUUAAUUUUUGGAAUCGCCUUCCGAAUGUUUUUUUUUUAAUUUGCUGGUCGAUUUUGGUCUCUGCUUUCAUUAACCAAAUUCUUGUAGGUACAGGUGUACAGACAAGCUAAAACGUUAUUAAACAAGUAGCUAGCGGACGCCCAUGACUUUGGCCGUCCUUAGACCUCCUUAAUCAGGCCCUGUCGCUAAAUCCGUGUCGCUUUUGUAGAAAAUUUAGAUUAUCAUUUGCUUGUGAAUGGUUGCGAAGGGUUUUUGUUUAACGUGUUUCUAUGUCAUAAUAUCUGUAAUAAUAAUAAAAAGAAACAAUCAAUUUCUGCUGUGUCGACGUCAGACAUUAGUACUGUUAUCUUACUGCUACACCCAAAGUCUAUAUAUGGAAUAUGUAGUGCCAUUAUGAGUAACUUAUAUGGGCCUGUAGCCAUGUGGCACGUCGAUUCUCUGUCUACCAACGCUAACGCUUCGAAAACUAACAAAAUGUAUGGGAUUUACGAUCGAAAACUCCCAGUAAUAAAAUAAUACCCAUACUUUUUUUUUAAUUUUCGAAGCGUUUAAAAAAAGAGAAUCGACGGGUUACAGGUCCUGACCAUUUGAGGGUGCUUUUAUUAUAAUGUUUUUCAAAAUGGCGACCGUCGCGACGUUAAAGCCUGGCCGUUUAGAGAUUGCGUUUCUGACAGGUCUGUCAUGAGAGAGAGACAAAAAACGAAGCAAUUCUAAUUUAAUAUGUUUCUCCUAUUCGCACGACCUGUCUGAAACGAAAUCUCUGACAGGCCGUACAGAUUACUUUAGUGUUUUAGUCGAGUACGAACAAUUUUUGAGUGGUUAAUCCAAAAAUUGUUCGUACUCAAUUCAAAUACUAAAGUAGUCCGCACUGGGCAUGAGCGGCGAGACUUUAGUUCGAGUACUGCGUUAGUUUCAGUUUAUAAGUUUGAUUGUUUCACGGUAUACCAUAAUGUACAAAUGACGUUUGAAUAUUUAUUGUUUUUUUUAACGAAUGAGAGAUCACUGGCAUGCCCUUCAUGUGUGCAAAAAUGUCUUGCCUACUCUAAGGACUCUUAUUGAAGAAGGAAUAUUUCAUUUUGUACAAUUUAUAAGAAUAAUUGUAGUGCAUAUCCUAAAUAAAAACCUAGGGCACGCCACUUGUAAGAGUGUAUAAACUUAUUGUUUAAUACUUUUUAUAUAAUAUGUACCAAUGUUAUACUUAUAUGUACUCAUAUGUGUGUGUAAAUAACAUGCUCUCAAUGCCACCUGUAAAAUUAAGUGUUAUAUAUUUCGGAUUACCUUUUUUGUGAUCGUUUAUCCGUAUUUGUAUAUAUUGAUUUAAGAUAUUAUAUAUAUAAAUAAGAAUCUCUUUGUAGUAAUAAUACUAAGCCAAAGGCGAUAUAUUUGUAUGUAAAGGCAAGGUGCUGUAUAUCUUUUUGUAUGAUAAAUUUAGAAGCUUUAAAAUUUAAUACGUUUUAUAAACCGAAUUUCAACUCGUUUAAUAUUUAUGUAUGAUGUUUUAUAUGCUAAAUAAUGUAACUCAUAAACGCAUCGUCAAAAUUUAAAACAUAGGUAAAUAAUAUAGAGGUAUGAUUAAUAAAAAUAUGAAAUGAAAGACUUACUAGCUAAUUCACUUUUACACAAAUUGUGUAAUAUAAACUCAAUUUGAACUGCAUUUGUAAUUUGUAUAUGUAAUGUGCCUAUAUUAUAUUUAUAUUCUUAUUUUGGGGCUUAUUCUUAUAACUGACUUAAUACUCCACUACAGUGGUUCCUAACCUCUUUUGUCCGAUUUUGUCAUCUUUAUACCUAAGCUAAGAAAAUUUACCAUGUACCUAUAAUAAAUAAUUCUGCAAACAUACUGAACAAAGAACCGGAUGAUAAAAAUAAUUAAUUACAUUUAAUUAAACUUCACACAGAAAAACUUGCCAUAUGAUAUGAUUUGUUUAAAAUAAUCUUUGUAUUCUAUUACCUUCAGUCUAUUUGAACAACGGCAAGAAGAAUAGUCGCCAGUAGGGACUGUUUUGGCUAGAAAUUAUCGGCUUGAGAAAUAAAUUAUAGUUCAAAAUUCGGCCAGAAUAGCGCUGCAGUCAACCGAGGUUACGUAGACAGUGAAGUCAAUAGACAUAUAUACUAUUGCAUUUCCUCAAAUAAAAAUAAGAGACCAAUUAGUUCAUGGAUUCUGUAAAAAACGAAACAAUUUUGAGUUAAGCCGGUUUUUAAACCUUAAUUAUUUAAGUAUUCUAAAUUAAUUUGUAAAUAUAAUCUUCACCAGUUACUAUUCGUGUUUUUUAAAAACCCAUUUGCCACUGUGGCGCCAUUUUAACGCAUUACAACGGAAACUUUUUUAUACAUGUAGAUAGUUAUCCGUAGCUCUACUCCCCAUAGUCGGGAUACCCAGGUUAGGAACCAUAUCUCUUCUAUAUGAAACGUGUUCAUGUUACCCAUGUAUGUAAAAGCGUCCUCAGAAUGAUAUUAUACAUAGCUGUGUUUGUAAAUAAAGUAGAUUUGUACUUUGUAGCUGUUAACCGUGAACUUUUGUAGAUCACCAAUGGCCCCGUGUAACGUGUUAUAUAUUUUUGUGUAAUAAAACUAUUAAUAAUUAA